This is a messenger RNA of Anopheles merus, 936 nucleotides long. Its product is annotated as 60S ribosomal protein L10. The transcript has 4 exons. Bases 104 to 763 code for a protein of 219 amino acids. Gene Ontology annotation, biological process: ribosomal large subunit assembly; translation. Gene Ontology annotation, molecular function: structural constituent of ribosome. Gene Ontology annotation, cellular component: ribosome; cytosolic large ribosomal subunit. The record is from RefSeq and is a predicted model, not a curated record. NCBI's taxonomy places the organism in Eukaryota, Metazoa, Arthropoda, Insecta, Diptera, Culicidae.
GAUGUAGCGUGGCUGUCAUCGUUGGCACUGCUCUUGGCCAACUCUCUUUCCAGCACAAAGCUUCCAUUGGUAAGCACGCCUCGGAGCAAAUUAGAAGCUCAAGAUGGGGCGCCGUCCAGCGAGAUGCUACCGCUACUGUAAGAAUAAGCCGUACCCGAAGUCGCGCUUCUGUCGCGGUGUGCCGGACCCGAAGAUCCGCAUCUUCGAUCUGGGCCGCAAGAAGGCGUGCGUGGAGGACUUCCCGCUUUGCGUCCAUCUCGUGUCGGACGAGUACGAGCAGCUGAGCUCGGAGGCGCUCGAGGCAGGCCGUAUCUGCUGCAACAAGUACCUGGUGAAGUUCUGCGGCAAGGAUCAGUUCCACAUCCGCAUGCGUCUCCAUCCGUUCCACGUGAUUCGCAUCAACAAGAUGUUGUCCUGUGCCGGAGCUGAUCGGCUCCAAACAGGAAUGCGUGGUGCGUUCGGCAAGCCGCAGGGUACCGUCGCGCGCGUCCACAUCGGCCAGCCGAUCAUGUCGGUGCGCUCGAGCGACCGCUUCAAGGCGCAGGUAAUCGAGGCGCUGCGCCGUGCCAAGUUCAAGUUCCCCGGCCGCCAGAAGAUCUUCGUCUCGAAGAAGUGGGGCUUCACCAAGUACGAUCGCGACGUGUACCAGAAGCACAACGACGAGGGCCGACUCGUCGCGGACGGAUGUGGCGUACAGUUCCGCAACGAUCACGGACCGCUGGUCAAGUGGGAGCAGCACCAGCGCAAUCGACUCUCCGCGUAAGAAAAAAAACCAAGCCGAAGGUGGUGUCGCCAAGGGGUUGAAUGAAUGAAUGGUGUGUCUCGCCCGGUUCUUGCGUGCUUUUACAUCGCCCGGGCCGGCACAGGAGGAGGUCUUUAUUAAAGUGAACAGAAUGUACCGGAUACUACAGAAUACAUGCUUUUGAUGAUGAUGAA